Messenger RNA from Leptomonas pyrrhocoris, 2102 nucleotides. RefSeq names its product biopterin transporter putative (BT1). The transcript has a single exon. The record is from RefSeq and is a predicted model, not a curated record. Lineage: Eukaryota; Euglenozoa; Kinetoplastea; Trypanosomatida; Trypanosomatidae. The coding region runs from base 156 to 2102 and encodes 648 amino acids. Gene Ontology annotation, cellular component: membrane.
AGGUUGGGCCCUUUUUAUUAUUAUUCCAUAUCUCCGCAGUCCACAGCACCCACAUACGUACAGCUUCACAACGAGCGUGAGAACGCGUUGAACGUAAGCCCUUCCUUUGUUUGCCUGUUCUAUUUUGCUCCUUGCUUCUCUUUACUGUGCUUAUAAUGUCCGAGAAGUACAAGACAACGCCGGAGCCGAAGGCGGACACGGCUCCCGUUGCCGAGUACGUGCAUCCCGUCUCGGCCCGCGUUCUUCGUGUCGCGCCGUUCCUGGGCUACAUCCCCAUCUUCAACAUCACUAUCCGGUCAUUUCAUCCGAAGUUUGUUUUCGCCAUCUGUGCGCAGCGUUUGUUUGAGAUGGGCCUCGCCAAUGGCCUCAUGCGACUCUCGAUUCAGCCUAUGCUGACAGGCCGCUACGGGCUGACCGGCACCAUGUACCAGCGUCUGUCCACGCUGUACACGUUGGGCUGGGCCAUCAAUGCUUUUAUUACCGUGGUCGCCGACACGCUCGCCUUUUGCGGCUACACUAAACGGUGGUACAGCGUCGUGUCCGCAGUGGGCGGUGGUGUGUUCGCCCUGCUGUACGCGUUGCUGCCCGCCAACGAGUCGAGUGCAAAGCCCGCUGCCGCUUUCAUGUUUGUGACGGCCCUCUUCAUGAGCAACAUCGACGUCUUUGCGGUGGCGCUCUACAGUGAGCAAAUCCGCCGGCGCCCCUCCGCUGGCCCCGCCCUCGUCAGUUGGAUGUGGGGCACGGCCAAGGUCGGCAUCAUGAUCUCCAACGUGGUUCAGGGCCCGCUGUCCGACAGCGGCCUCACGCACAUCGGUGUGUACAUCACCUCCGCAAUCAUGUUCCUGUCGUCGAUGUUGUUUAUUUUCAAUCUGAUGGAGGAACGCCGCAACAGUGUUGCCCGAAACGAGGACGCGCGAAUUGAGUUCCUGCAGCACGCCGCGGAGUUGGCCUCACCCGACGCGAAGGCGCCCGGUGAGAAGGACGAGAAAGGAGGCCGCCUCGAAGUGAGUGGGUGCGUUGACGCCGAGGACAACGGCAUCAUCGAGGGAGAAAACGAUGACGGCGACGGUGCUCAGUUGCAGCAGCAGCAGCAGCAGCAGCAGACGGCGGCGGUCUUGCCGAAGGGCUUCACGCCGCCGCACGUCGAUUCGUACCUGUGUGGCGUGAUCGAGGUAAACCGCGACAUCAUUACGCGUCAGUGGAAGAUGGCGGUCUUCUGCCUCAUUCUCACGCUCGGCGUGGUAGUGAACGCUGUGGUGAACAUUCUCGGUUCGCGGUGGGACGUUCUGUACUCCGCUGCGGUAGUGGCCGUCGUGGUGUGCGGCAGCGCCUUCUUUACCCUGCCGCUGACGAUUUCCAAAGCGGUUGUGUUCAUGUACUUCAACAGCAUUCUCUACCUGAACCUGCCAGGCGUGCUGAACACCUUCUACGUCGCGAAGCCCUCCUGUCUCCCUGACGGCCCGCAUUUCAGCUACACCUUCUACAACUGCAUGAACGGCAUUCUGGGCAACAUCGCGAGUCUCGCCGGGGCCGCCGCCUUCACCCAUCUCUGCCCAAAACGCAGCUAUCGCUUUGUGAUGAGUCUUUCUGCUAUAUUGCUCCCCCUCGCCUCGAUGACCGACCUGAUCAUCGUUAAGCGGUGGAACACGCACAUCGGCAUCCCUGACCACGCCAUGUACAUCUUUGGCGAUGCGAUCAUCUUGGACUUGGUGGAGAUGCUGCUGAACAUGCCGACGAUGAUGCUGAUGUGCCGCAUCGCCCCCCGCGGCUCCGAGUCGAUGGUGUUUGCGCUGCUGGCUAGUAUCUACCACCUCAGCACUUCCACCUCCUCUGCGAUUGGCUACAUAUUGAUGGACACGAUUUGGCCCGUGGUGACGAAGGGCGAGUGCGACUACCACAACGCACCGUGGCUCCUCAUCGCCGGACACAUCGUUGCGCCGAUUUUCAUUUUCCCUCUCGCAUACAUGCUGCUCCCAGCCUCGCGCAUCUGCGACAAUAUCGAUCAGUCAGGGAAGAAGGUGAAGGAAGUGGUGUUUUCGGAGCUGUCCUCCACAACCGCAGACGACCCUCACGACGACGCCAACAACAGAGGGACCAAAUAA